Molecule: messenger RNA, 243 nt
Organism: Gongylonema pulchrum
Lineage: Eukaryota; Metazoa; Nematoda; Chromadorea; Rhabditida; Gongylonematidae
Source: the annotation of a GenBank genome assembly
AUGCAUUACGAUGCGUAUUUUCCAGUUUAUGUUAUUGCGGUACUUCUUGGUGCUGCACAAGCUGUUCUGCUCAUCGCUUCACUGUCUGCUGUUGCCGAGCUCAUAAAUCGCGAUACGGAAAGUGGAGCUUUUGUCUACGGUAUUUUGAGUUCGAUGGAUAAACUUUCGAAUGGGCUUGGCUUGCAGGCAAUCGAGCUCUUCACUCCACUUUCUUGCAUGUUAGUUUACGUGUAUUAUUACUAG